CAAGGGGUCGUGAGAAGGUGCUGCGCCCCACAAGCAACGGAGAAGUUCGAGGGUAGUAAAGUAGUAACGUAUUCGACACACUGGCCUCAUAUACCGGAUAUAACCCACAUAUUAAGCUGGACAUUCGGUAAAUUGUAAAUAAUAUGGCGCGCCUUCAUCUGCAAUCGAUGACGUCAAAGUCAACGGAAAGGGAUGUCAACGAUUCGAUUUAACAAUUAAAUGGAAUGCCUGCAUCCUUGCAAAGGUUUCAGAUGAAAAUAUGUCAAACGUGAAAUGAAUGAAAUGAAUAUCGUUCGCCGAUAAGAGCGUUAAUUAAAUUGAAACGUAUAUCAUAUGUCAUCGAGUGUUAUGCAAAAUUUGUCGCACAAGUAAAUAUCGUUUGACUCGAACACGAUAUAGCCAAAAGAAUUCUCGAAUUCGUCGCUGUACUAUAUAAAAACCGUACUGCGUCUGAUGAAAUCGAUCGGCAGACGUUUCAGGAAACUUGAAUUUUCAAUCGAUGAAAUUCAAUCUUGUUACAGUAUACAGCUGUCUAAAACAAAACAAAGAUAACAGAGGAGAACAAAGAGGAACGAAAAGAAACGGCGCUAACGAAAGUACGUGACGAGGAAAUGUCGCGAUGAGAUACGACGAUAGGACCUAAGCGUCGGAACUUAGGUCGUGAGGAGGGGAACACGGCUAAGAAAUAAGAAACGAAAUGUAUCGGCCAGCGGACGUUCCUAAUUGAAAAAUAGAGGCAUCGAAGGCGAAAAGCAGCAGGUUGAUGUUAAGUGGGGAGAUAUUAAAAUGGGUCAAGAGUAUCUCCAUGAUGACAGUGUACUUACGUUGUUCGACUUCACGCUCGAUGCCUUCGUGAAGAGAUUCUCCUGCGAACUCGUCGCGAGGAUCAUCGAGUCCGCGAUAUAAUAUAACACCUUCAUCGUUUCCUCCAAUGUCAUUGACAACGAGCUUCAAACUGGUUCCAAUGUAAAUUACUAAUCUUGACCGCGUAAUAUUUCGCGAUAAAUUUCAAAACGAGCAAAUUUGCCGCGGAAAUAUAAUAAUUUAUUAAGAGAUAGAAAAGAGAAAUGAGAUUGUUAAUGGAAUUAUUAUCUUGUCGUGUCAACGAUAAGUAACUAACGUAUCACUUAAGUUGUGUGUACGUUACUUGAAUUGUUGUUAGUUUAUGUAGAAACUUUAAAUCGCGCAAUGCGAUACGUUACGGGCAACGGCUGUCGACAUAAUCAUUUUGUGUUUAAAAAUCGUUGAAGGGGAGAAAGGAAUAUUUUUCUGCGAAAUUUAAGAAGAUUAUUUUCGUGGUGUACGAAUCGCGUAAAAUUACGGAGUCUGUGUCCACCACGGAGGCGACUUGGCUGUACAACAUUACUACCCAAGGGACUUGAAACUUGUGGUAAGAGAAAGAAACGAAGAUUGUUUCAAAGGAUACUACUACGUACAUAUAUUUAUGAUACAUGUAUCUGUUAUGCAAGAAAAUCAAUUUAUUAAAUAUAACAUAUCGCAAAUCGAAACGAUGCGUUUCGAGUUGAAUAAUUGAACGAAAACAUCAUGAAAUAUAUUUGCAUUUUGCUAAUGAAGAAACCGCAGUUCCGAAGUUUAGCUACGACAAUUACCAGAUUACCACUUUCUCUGUAUCAGAAAACGUACGUAAUAUUCCGACACUUUCCAAGUAAUCUAUGAACCUAGGUACGAUUGGAAUUACUGACCCACUAUCGUCGCCUGUAAUAUGUCAAGAUUACCGCACUCUUCUCACUUUCACCUUACUUUACUUCCCGACAGAUAACGAAACAUAUUCCGUUAGCGUAAAGCGUAAGAGAGAGCGUUCCAACGUUCCAAGUUGUUUCUCGCGCGUGUUAUAAUCGAUGCGCUUCAGGUAGCUUCAUUACCAUUACCAUUACCGUACAGUACGAUCAUUUCUCUGUUCAUCGAACUCCGUGACAACGAUGUAUAACAGUUAAUAUGUAAAAUGUAUCCACGUAAAAAUAAUUUAUACCGUUAAUUGAUAGAAUAAGAGAAGGCAAACGAAAGGAAAAGAUCAAUUUUGAUGGAAUCAACGUGGGUCAAUGUGGGUAUGCUAAAAACAUUGCAGCAGCGAUGGAAAACGUACAAUUAAUUUUUCAAAUAAUGUAAUAAAAUGUUCGGUAAACGGCGAUCAAAUUUUCCUUGCAUUAAAAUUCAUCGCACAAAAUUGGAUUAUUGCCAAGAACAGAUGCGUUAGUAUCGCUAUUUACUCCGCAUUGCGGAUUGAAAUACAUUUAUCGCGCGAAAGGGAAAAUGUUUGCGAUUAAUGUCCGAUUGUUCCUGCGAAACGUGUCCAAUAGGCUGAAGCGGAGCUCGCCGCGAGAGAAUAAUACCUGAACUUGGAUUUCUUUUAUAUAACAUGUUAGCGCAUAAAAUAACUAAAUACAGAGAAUACAACAGGGUAAAGUAUCUAAAUAUAGGAUAAAAUAAGGAAGUAAAGAAGUUGAUUCAAACUAUUGUGGUUCAUUUAUGUAUGAGCCAAUGAUACUAACUAAUCUAUGAUAUUUAGGAAAGAAAUGACGAUUACAGGGGAGAUGAGCAACAGCGCUGGGUUAGGAUUCGGCAUCGGUCUCGGCGGCGGCGGCGAAGGUCCAGUCCUCACAGCCGCUCAACAACGCCAAGGGGUAGUCACGUUUUUGGUGAUGCUAGCUGUGCUCUGCUUUAUAUUCGCUUAUUGCUGUUGGGGCGCACCGUUCUGCAGAUCAUUGUGCAGACGACAUUGUUGCUGCCAACUCGAAGAUCCAGAGCCGGAUUCACGAUUUAGCAAUAACGAUCAAACUAUGGUAGCAACACCAACGAUUAUUCUCUUGCCACACGGUAGGAUGCUCGUUGUGGAUGGUACGAUCUUCACGCAGUUUCAAACCGAUCCAACUGGUUUAGAUUUGGUGGAACUAGGUGAUAGCGUACUACGUGCUCAAAGAAAUCCACGAGGCAUAAUUCGACAUCAGCUACAAAACAGCCAAGGUAGUAUACUCGAGAUGGAUGCAGAAACGUCAAGCAAAGAUAGCUUAGGAUCCGUUGGGUGUUUUCCACCACCAACUUACGAGAGUAUCUAUGGUAAAGAAGAGUCGGAUAUGCCGCCAUCGUAUUCCGAUAUCUUACUACACAGGUUUGCCAAUCUUCCUCACGAGAUAGAUAUGCACGGUUAUUGUCACGAUGGCAAAGAAGAAAUUGAAAUGCAAAGUUUAGAUGGUUGUCCGCAUAUACUAAGCAAUCCGAUGAAUACAAUAGCAUACCCUUAUGCGACCGUAACGAAUUUCUCGAGCCAAAGCUUCCCACGAAGGACCGUCUCGAGAAAUCCAUCCAUCAUUAGCAAUCCACUUGAUAGCUAUUACGUCGAUAACGAAUUAGAAUUAUACCGGUUGAGUCAGGAGAUGGUACCACGAGUAUUUAGUAAUGCGAACUUUGAGACUCUUAGAACUUAUCAAGACGAAACCUCGUUUUAUAACGUGAACGGAAACGUAAGCGAACGACAAAGCGACACGUUGUCGAAUAAUGGAAAUUAUUGCUUGUCCGAUAAUAACAUUCGAAACAACGAAAGAGUGAUCCCAAAUAAUACCGAUCAAGUAUCGAGGAAUGUAACGUCGGCAAAUGAGUUAAUGAAUACAAGAAAUCUUGUUCGAAGCAUGUCGAGAACUAGCGAAGAAAGUAGAAAUAACAUAGAAAAUUCACAGAGAGAUAACCAAGAGACUGGAGUAGUUUUCGUCCGGAUAUCACGUUCCGACGAUUGCAACAAUAGCCACACUUCGCAAAACUGGUAUAACGACGCAACUGAAAGCGAUAGGUCGAGAGCACAAGCGAAUGAGGAAGAUCAAUCUAGUCUAAGAAAUAUACAUCCCGAAAAUGGCCAGACGGAUGAAACCAAUCACAAUAUGGAAUCUAAUCCGAUAGGAUAUUAUAUAAGAAAUCAAAGCACUGACGAGGCUGUCGGCAGGUCGCACAGGCUAGAAAGCGAGGCUGUUUAUUCUGAUGAAGAGACUAGAAAUUUUGGAGCACUGGCAGACAUUCGCGAAAGUCGGGUAUAACGUGAGAUAUAACACUGAAAAUAUACGAUAACAAUCGAUAGGAGGUAGAAAACUCUCUGACCAAAGGUGCAUAUGUCGAUAAUUACAUUCUGUAAAAAGCUUAUAAUAAAAGUGAAAACAUAUUCUAUUAA
Molecule: messenger RNA, 4174 nt
Organism: Bombus huntii
Lineage: Eukaryota; Metazoa; Arthropoda; Insecta; Hymenoptera; Apidae
Exons: 5
Coding region: 2517-4043 (508 amino acids)
Source: RefSeq, a predicted model, not a curated record